This is a messenger RNA of Rasamsonia emersonii CBS 393.64, 2049 nucleotides long. RefSeq lists its product as uncharacterized. NCBI's taxonomy places the organism in Eukaryota, Fungi, Ascomycota, Eurotiomycetes, Eurotiales, Trichocomaceae. The record is from RefSeq and is a predicted model, not a curated record. Bases 1 to 2049 code for a protein of 682 amino acids. Gene Ontology annotation, cellular component: nucleus. Gene Ontology annotation, molecular function: protein binding. The transcript has 3 exons.
AUGAAACGAACUAAUAAUAAGAACGAUAAUGAUAAUACAGCAGAAUCCCUCCUCCGCUCCCGCCAGGAAAUCACCACUCAGCUGUACGACCACGACCCGCACAACCCCUUCCUUCAUCUCCAGCGGGGCCAUGUCCACGAGCGUCUGGGCUUUCCGGACCUGGCGGCUGCAGAUGCCUAUCGGGCGCUGAUCUUGCUAGAGUCGGUGAUUGAUCCUGAGGGGAGUGAGUUUGUUGCGAGGAGGAGGAGGAGGAGGAGGAGGAGGAGGAGGAGGAAUACACCUCUUGGUGAUAUUGAUGAUGGUGGGGGCGGGGAAGAAGAGCAACAAGAACCAGAACAAGAGAAUGGUGUUGAUGAUGACGACGACGACAACUUCAUCGCCAUAUCUCGCGACGAAUACGAUGCUCAUAUCGGCGAGGUUUAUCUCCUUCUGGUGCGCAGUCUGCUUCGGUGUGGCUGUUUGCGCGACGCCUACGAGUUUUGUGCACGUGGGAUUGAGCAUCUCCGUUCUCUUCAUGAAUCUCACACACCACAGCAGCAGCAGAAUGAUGGAAAUGGGGAGAAUAGGAGUGGAAAUGGGCUGAUGUCGAAAGCUGACGAUGCGGUCUCCCGCUUGGAGACGCAGAUGCAGGAGAUUAAACGGUUGCAUUUGCGUCGGCAGCGAAAGCAGCAGCAGAAGGAUCAGCAGCAGGAGGAGGAUGAUGACUUCAACCCCCACACUCUCAACGCCCAAGGCUUGGCUCGCAGAGUCCUGUAUCCCUGGAAUUCGUACGAGCCCGAUCGCCAGUCUCCAGAGACACUGCGGCUGCUGAACGAGAAGUUGAAGCAAGUUGCGCCAAAAUGUGAGGUCAGGGCUGUUGCGCUGCCGGUGCUGCAUGAUGCUGGAAGCAGUCAAUCUGCUGCUGCUGGCAGUAUUACAGGCGAUAAUAACGACAAUGCACAAGGCAAGGUCUCCAUCCAGCUUGGGCUCUUCGCCAAAGAAGACAUCCAGCCCGGCGAGGUCCUCCUUCGGGAACUGUCGCUGCUGACGGCGACGAACCGGCUGCACGACGAUCUGUGCGACGCGUGCAAUGCUCCUCUGCCGGAGCUAGACGCUGCCCCGUCAGCAGCCGGGGCAGUGGCCUGCCAGGACUGCGACGACACCGUCUUCUGCAGCCAUGCGUGCCACGACCGCGCGCAGGAGGUCUACCACCGCGCUGUCUGCGGGCACGACGGCCUCGAGUCCAUCGGCAAGGACGUGCCCGAUCCCAAGGACAAGGCGGACUAUCUGUACCUUUUGCUGCUGGGGCGGGCCAUAGCCAUGGCCACGACGCAGGACGUCCAUCCGCUCGACCUGCCCGAAGUGAAGUACAUCUGGGGUGAUUUCCACGAGUACAAGCUAGACGAGUACGUCGCGGAGGCAGACGCAGACCCAGACUCAGACCCAGACGAGGAUCUGAAUCCAGACGACGAUGCCACAGCCUCCCUCCCCUUCUCCUUCCAGCUAAACAUCCUCCAACCAACCCGCUUUCUCGAGGAGAUGGGUCUCGACCCGUUCGCGUGCUUGUCGCGCUUCGACACGUGGGUUCUCAACACGCUGUAUGCCAAAUUCCGGGGCACGGCGUCCGGGCGCCUCUCGACGUGGGACGGCGGGCCAGAGGUAUGCGCCGUGCAUCCGCUAUGGUGUCUGGCGAACCACUCGUGCGAUCCGAACGUGCGGUGGGAAUGGGGCGGGGAGAUAUGUUUUGUUGCGAGGAGGGAGGAGGAGAGGGCUGUUUGGAGGGGGAAAGAGACCCAGACAAGGGAUACUGCUGGUGGUGGUGGAAUAAAGAAAGAUGAGGAGAUCCUCAAUCACUACUGCGAUAUUAACCUCGAUGUUAGGCAGAGGAGGGAGUGGGCUAGGGGUGCCCUGGGAGGGAUGUGUCGCUGUCCGAGGUAUAAAGAAAAGACUGUCUGUUCAGUCAGAGAAGAAGGAGAAGAAACAGCAGCACAGGAUACAUGUGGAAUGCAAACAUGCUCAGAUGCAGAUGCAAUGCAGACGGAUCGUUUUGUUUCACUUUUCCCUCCCUGA